AUGUGAUUACAGGAUGAGAGGUCUGCGCGCGGCAAUCAGCUUCGCUACAUGGGCAUAUUGUUUAGGCGACAAGCCCCGCGACCUUGAGUCCAGGAUCGAAUCGGCAUACGAAGACAGAGGCCAGGUCAAAUCACGCUUCAUUGUGGCCCCACCCUACGGCCAGAUCCAUUACUUGGUGGCGGGGCCGGAGACUGGCAGGGUGGUCGUGUUCUGCCACGGUGCCGCCUACACCGCCCACACCUGGCAGGUCACAGGUGUGCUCGACAGCCUGGCGGACGCCGGGUUCCGCGCGCUCGCCCCCGACCUGCCUGGGCACGGCCUCAGCUCCGCGGCCGACGGGCCCAGGGGCGGGUUCCUGCGGGCCUUCCUCGGCGUCGCCCGUCCAGCGGCUGCGGGCUCGAGGGUGCUCGUCGUCACCGCCUCGAUGGGCGGCCACUUCGGCCUCCCCUUUGUGCUGCACAGCGGGGGUCGGUCCGCGGCGGGCUACGUAGCCGUGGCCGGGGUGGCGGACGCGCUCGACCUGGACACGAAGCUGAGCACCCCCGCCCUGCUCAUCGCAGCAUCCUCAGGCGCAUCCCCACCCCAGUGGGUUCAGACUCACUUACCGCCACCGGCCGCGACACCCGACGGUGGUGACUGA
Molecule: messenger RNA, 640 nt
Organism: Prorocentrum cordatum
Lineage: Eukaryota; Dinophyceae; Prorocentrales; Prorocentraceae
Source: the annotation of a GenBank genome assembly